CAUCUUUAUGCAAUACUAUUUAUUGUAGAAAUUGUACACAAAUUAUUUUUUAGGGGUGGUGAUAUAUCACAUUAAAAUCAGAUUAAAAUGGCUCCAAAAACACCAUCCCGCGAUCUUAUUAAAAUAAUAAUUAAUAAUUUCGUUAAUUCCUUACGGCCUCGACAACUAAGAGGAAAUUUUAUAGGGGAAGAUUAUUUCGGGAAUAAAUAUUAUGAAAUUCCUGCAAAUCCAUCAAUAGGAAAGAGGAAGCCUUCUCGAUAUUUUGUACCGACAGACAAAGAAGCGUUCGAUCAAGAGCUUACAGCUGAGUGGGAAGCAUGGCUACGUGGUCGGCGUAAUGAACCGCCUACUCGUGAAGAGUUAGUUAGGAAUUUAUCCAUAAUGGAAAUGAAGCAACGAAAUGCUGCAGAACUUGAAGCAACGUAUGGAGCAAAAGAUGAUAGAGGACAAUUGUUGCCUAAGGAAAAGGAAACGAUUGGCACAUUCCCAAAGUAUAACGAGUAUGAAAUUAUUCCGGGAAAAGACCCAGGAAAAAAAUAAUCUACAAAAUUUGUUACGAAAUUGAAUAUAAUUCAUAUGUAAAUUUAUUUGAAACUUAAAA
This is a messenger RNA of Bactrocera latifrons, 601 nucleotides long. Its product is annotated as mimitin, mitochondrial. The record is from RefSeq and is a predicted model, not a curated record. Gene Ontology annotation, cellular component: membrane. Gene Ontology annotation, biological process: mitochondrial respiratory chain complex I assembly. NCBI's taxonomy places the organism in Eukaryota, Metazoa, Arthropoda, Insecta, Diptera, Tephritidae. The transcript has a single exon. The coding region runs from base 88 to 540 and encodes 150 amino acids.